This is a messenger RNA of Hirsutella rhossiliensis, 2340 nucleotides long. RefSeq names its product GTPase-activator protein for ras-like GTPase domain-containing protein. The record is from RefSeq and is a predicted model, not a curated record. Gene Ontology annotation, cellular component: cell cortex. NCBI's taxonomy places the organism in Eukaryota, Fungi, Ascomycota, Sordariomycetes, Hypocreales, Ophiocordycipitaceae. Bases 1 to 2340 code for a protein of 779 amino acids. The transcript has 5 exons. Gene Ontology annotation, biological process: regulation of actin cytoskeleton organization; regulation of GTPase activity. Gene Ontology annotation, molecular function: protein binding; GTPase activator activity.
AUGCCCGUCAUGCUCCAGACGCCCUCACGAGCCUCCACUGCCUCUUCAUCUUCUUUCCAGAACCUGUCACGUCAAAACACCAUGUCAUCCUACGAUGGCACGCGCUCUGCGCGCCAAUCCAAGCGGUACUCCAUGUCCGCGCUGUACAUGUCCAUGUCAGCAAACGAGGGAGAAAUGCAGAUUGAGGAUGAACUUGCCAAAGCUCAAAAGGCUCUCCGCGAGCUCAAGUCCAAGAUCUCGUCGCAGUCCAAGAAGAACUUCGUGCUCGAGAAAGACGUGCGAUACCUCGACUCGCGCAUCGCGCUCCUGAUACAGAAUCGCAUGGCCCUGGAGGAGCAAAACGAAGUCGCCAGUCGCCUCGAGGAGGCUGCUGAUAUGCAGGAGGGAUUCUUUCCCAACGAUGAUAAGACGCAAAAAUAUGGAAACCUUAUGUUUCUCCUCCAGUCCGAGCCGAGACACAUUGCUCACCUCUGCAGGCUGGUUUCCAUGGCUGAGAUUGAUUCGCUUUUGCAGACCGUCAUGUUCACAAUCUACGGCAACCAGUAUGAGAGCCGAGAGGAGCAUUUGCUUCUCACCAUGUUCCAGUCUGUCCUCACCUACCAGUUCGACAACACGCCCGACUACUCCUCCCUCCUACGAGCCAACACCCCCGUCUCGCGGAUGAUGACCACGUACACCAGACGUGGACCGGGGCAGAGCUUCCUCAAGACAGCGCUGGCCGAUAGAAUCAACAGCCUGAUUGAGCUCAAGGACCUCGACUUGGAGAUCAACCCCCUCAAGGUCUACGAGCGCAUGAUUGAACAGAUCGAGGAGGACACUGGCACCCUGCCACCCAACCUGCCCAAGGGAAUCACUGCCGAGCAGGCCGCCGAGAACCCCCAGGUCCAGGCCAUCAUCGAGCCGAGACUGACCAUGCUGACGGAAAUCGCCAACGGAUUCCUGACAACCAUCAUCGACGGCUUGGAGGAGGCUCCGUACGGUAUUCGCUGGAUCUGCAAGCAGAUUCGUAGUCUGACGAAGCGAAAGUAUCCGGACGCCAACGACCAGGUCAUCUGUACCCUGAUUGGCGGCUUCUUUUUCCUGCGUUUCAUUAACCCGGCCAUCGUCACGCCAAAGUCGUACAUGCUCAUCGACGGGACACCGGCCGAGCGUCCGCGUCGUACCUUGACUCUCAUUGCCAAGAUGCUCCAGAACCUGGCCAACAAGCCAUCGUACGCCAAGGAACCGUACAUGGCCAAGUUGCAGCCCUUCAUCCAGCAGAACAAGGAUAGGAUCAACAAGUUCAUGCUCGAUCUCUGCGAGGUUAGCGACUUUUACGAGAGCCUUGAAAUGGACAACUAUGUUGCGCUGUCCAAGAAGGAUCUUGAGCUCGACAUCACACUCAACGAAAUCUACGCCAUGCACGCUCUGAUUGACAAGCAUCACCAGGAGAUAUGCAAGGACGAGAACUCGCAUUUGGCCAUCAUCAUGUCCGAGCUUGGCCCUGCCCCUGCCCAGCUUCCGCGAAAGGAGAACAGGGUCAUCAACCUGUCGCUGUUCAGCAGGUGGGAGACAGCCAUCGACGACCUGACGGCUGCGCUCGACAUCACGCAAGAGGAAGUGUUCUUUAUGGAAGCCAAGUCCAUCUUCGUGCAAAUUAUGCGCUCCAUACCGCAUAGCAGCGCCGUGUUGAAACGGCCCCUCCGUCUGGAACGGAUCGCAGACGCUGCUGCCACGAGCCGCAACGACGCCGUCAUGGUCCGCAAGGGUAUUCGAGCAAUGGAGUUGCUCUCGCAGCUGCAGGAGCUUGGCGUCAUCGACAAGAGCGAUCAGUUCGACCUUUUGCGAGACGAGGUGGAGCAGGAGCUGCAACAUCUCGGUUCCCUCAAGGAUGGAGUCCUUGUCGAGACGCAGAAGCUCGAGGAGGUGUACAAAACGAUUCGCGAUCACAACACCUAUCUCGUUGGCCAGCUCGAGACAUACAAGAGCUAUCUCCACAACGUGCGAUCGCAGAGCGAGGGGACAAAGCGGAAGCAGCAAAAGCAGCAAGUGCUCGGACCGUACAAGUUUACGCACCAGCAGCUCGAGAAGGAGGGCGUGAUCCAGAAGAGCAAUGUUCCGGAUAACAGACGGGCCAACAUCUACUUCAACUUCAUCAGCCCCUUGCCGGGAACGUUUGUCAUUUCGCUGCACUACAAAGGCCGCAACCGUGGGUUACUGGAGCUGGAUCUCAAGCUUGACGACUUGCUGGAGAUGCAGAAAGACAACCAGGACGAACUCGAUCUGGAAUACGUCCAGUUCAAUGUGCCCAAGGUCCUGGCCCUGCUCAACAAGCGCUUCGCCCGAAAGAAGGGAUGGUAA